Iphiclides podalirius (scarce swallowtail) is the source of this 741-nucleotide messenger RNA. The record is from the annotation of a GenBank genome assembly. Lineage: Eukaryota; Metazoa; Arthropoda; Insecta; Lepidoptera; Papilionidae.
AUGUCCAAAGUAGAAAUUAACAUAGACAUUCAAGAAAAUUCACUUGAUAACAGUGCAGACAGCGAAUUAUUAGUGGUAAUGGAUGAUCCACUUUAUGAAAACGCCAAAGAAAGCCCCCAAUUAGUAUCUCCGAGCUUUUUAGACAGCAACGAAGAAGAAAGUAAUUCGACGUUCAACUAUCGAGACUUAUCUGGAGCGGUAACUUACAAAUUAGUGCAUAUGACUGGAGAAAAAAGCCACAACAAUAUGACAUCACAUUCACCAGCUCAUGUGAUACCUAACGGAGAAUUCUAUGUUAUUACUAAUCCUGGAGAAGUGUUUGCGACACAAGGCCAAAAGAAAGCAAUAAGAAGACAACCAUUGCAAACUAAAGCUGUUGCAACUGCCAAGAAACGGGAUGACAAAAGGCGCGCGACACAUAACGAGGUUGAAAGGCGUCGUCGGGACAAGAUCAACAGUUGGAUUACAAAAUUGGCAGCCCUAGUUCCCAACUCUGGCCUACCUGAUGCAGCGAGCAAGGGUGGCAUACUGGCUAAAGCAUGUGACCACAUCACGGAGCUCACAGAGAAGCAGAAGAGGUUGGAGAAAUUAGAGGUAGACAAUGAUAAGCUUGUAUUGGAAAUAUUAAGACUGAAUCAAGAACUAACAGAUCUGCGUAAAGAGAACAGUUCUAUGCGACAACAGCUUGCAGACAAUUCCAUGUCUAACCCUGCAAACCAUAGGCCAAGAGGUCAGAAGUCU